Molecule: messenger RNA, 1421 nt
Organism: Hyaena hyaena (striped hyena)
Lineage: Eukaryota; Metazoa; Chordata; Mammalia; Carnivora; Hyaenidae
Gene: GTF3A
Product: general transcription factor IIIA
Exons: 9
Coding region: 1-1323 (440 amino acids)
Cellular component (GO): nucleus
Source: RefSeq, a predicted model, not a curated record
AUGCGGCAGCGCGGCGCGGGGCGGGGCCUGCCUUCCGCGCGCGCGCGCGCCGGCGCUGCAGUCCCGCCCCUCCUGCGUCGCGCUCCCGGAAGUACGGCGAGGCCGCGCGCGGGAGGCUCCGGGAGUGGAAGGAGCUGGGCGCCCGCGGCGGCGGCCGCGCGCAGCCGUUCGUCGCACCUGGCUCGGCACGUGGCCGAGCGCCGGCCCAGGCGUCCUGGAGCCGCUGGCGUCCUGGAGCCGCAGGCCUCGGUCGCCGAGGCGGUGUCGUCCCUGACCAUCGCCGACGCCUUCACCGCGGCGGGCCAGAGCCCCGCCCCGCCGCCCUCCUCGCUCAAUAGGAGGUUCAUCUGCUCCUUCCCUGACUGCAGCGCCAAUUACAACAAGGCCUGGAAGCUAGACGCCCACCUGUGCAAGCACACGGGGGAGCGACCCUUUGUUUGUGACCACGAGGGGUGCGGCAAAGCCUUCGUCAGGGACUACCAUCUGAGCCGCCACAUCCUGAUUCACACUGGGGAAAAGCCCUUUGUUUGUACAGCUAGUGGCUGUGAUCAGAAAUUUAACACAAAAUCAAACUUGAAGAAACAUUUUGAACGCAAGCAUGAGAAUCAGCAAAAACAAUAUGUAUGCACUUUUGAAGGGUGUGAGAAGGCCUUCAAGAAGCACCAGCAGCUGAGAGCCCACCAGUGCCAGCACACUAAUGAACCACUGUUCAAGUGUGCCCACGAGGGAUGCGGGAAGCACUUCGCCUCCCCCAGCAGGCUGAAGAGACACGGGAAGGUCCACGAGGGCUAUAUGUGUCAAAAAGGAUGUUCCUUUGUGGCAAAAACAUGGACGGAGCUUCUAAAACACGUGAGGGAGAGCCAUAAAGAGCCUGUAAGGUGCGAAGUGUGCCAGAAGACGUUCAAGCGCAAGGAUCACCUGAAGCAGCACGUGAAAGCGCACGCCCCGGCGCGGGAGGUGUGCCGGUGCCCCAGGGAGGGCUGCGGGAGGGCCUACACCACGGUCUUCAAUCUCCAGAGCCACAUUCUCUCCUUCCACGAGGAAAGGCGCCCCUUUACCUGUGAGCACCCUGGCUGCGGCAGAACGUUUGCGAUGAAGCAGAGUCUCAGCAGGCAUGCCGUGGUGCACGACCCCGACAAGAAGAAAAUGAAGCUCAAGGUGAGACGAUCUCGCGAGAAACGGAGUUUGGCCUCCCGUCUCAGUGGAUACAUUCCUCCUAAAAAGAAGCAAGGACAGAGCUCGUCCCUGCCUGAAAACGGAGAGUCACCGGGCUGCACCAAUGACCGCGUGCUCUCGACGGUGGCAGUGCUUACCCCCAGCUGAGCGCCAGGUCGCCUGGUCCAAAGGACGACACACCAGCCAGUUACCUCCUCUCAGAGGCACAUUUCUCUUUAUUAAAAUCACGGAUGCACAACAUCGGA